CGUCCCUCCUCUGUCGCUCUUCGGCAUUACGGCUGCAAGGCGAACAACCUCUCGUUUCUCGGUACGCAUUACCUACAGAUUCGUGGCAAAAUCCAUCAUAUCCGUAAAACACGAGGGACUACCCUGCUGCUCUUCAGCCCGUGUUCCGAGUAUUCGCCGCGUCUUGCCUGUGACUGUUGUGCGUAUACAGUCCCAACUCGGCGCCCCACUUGUCGCAGACACAGACCAAUAUUUUGCACACGCCGACGGCACUCAUAUUUCCCCUACCCGCUGCGACCCUUCAUCCUUGAAUCUUCAUAUACAUCAGGUCGCGCAGAAUUGUUGUCUAUUGUAGUCUUGACACUGACUACGUGAAAGAUGAAUGGUAGCACCCACCCAUUUACCUGUAACACCUGCCAGGUUGCUUUCAAGUCCAGCGACUUGCAGCGAACCCAUAUGCAAAGCGACUGGCAUAGGUACAAUCUGAAGAGACGAGUUGCCUCGCUUCCACCCCUGUCGUCUGAGGUCUUCAACGAGAAGGUGCUUGCUAAUCGUGCAACCGCUGCCGCUACCGCUGCCCGUGCCUCCUUCGAGAGGCACUGCGAUCCAUGCAGGAAAACGUUCUAUUCCGAAAAUGCGUAUCUCAACCACUUGUCAAGCCAGAAACACAAAUCAAAUGCCGUCAAGGCUACAAAGUUGGGCAAGAAAGAGGAUGACUCGAAGUCCCUAAUGAGUUCUACGUUCUCUUUGGGAGAUCCUGCCAUCUCAUCUAGAGGUGAUGUGGACAGCGAAGCCGAGGAUGACUUCCAGGACGUCAUUGAAGGCAUCAAAGAUUCCUCUCUAGAAGACAACCCCGAACCAAUUUCGAGGCGGCCAUCACGCCCACAUCACUCCGCUGUUGGUGAGGAUACACGUCCAGAUCACCCACUCUCGCCAAGCACCAACAACACUCCAGUCAAUGGUCGUAUCCGGAAGCGUGAUCCUCUCAGGGAAUGUUUGUUCUGCUCGCAGUACGACUUUGAAUCAGUUCCCGAACUUCUUGACCACAUGAUCAAAUCCCAUGGUCUCUUCCUACCUGAGCCAAAUUACAUUGUUGAUAUGGAAGGCUUAAUCCGGUACCUUAACACUAAAGUGAAUGAGGAACACCAGUGUUUGUACUGCGGCCGUCUUAAAUGGUCAGAAGACGGUAUCAAGACGCACAUGAGGGACACGGAUCACUGCAAAAUUGCCUACGAGACGGAAGACGCACAACUGGAGAUUGGUCAAUUCUACGACUUCAGAAGCACAUAUUCUGACGAUGACUGGGACACUGAGGACGGCGAAGAUGACGAAUUACUCGACAAUGGAACGGCAACUGGCGGUGGCGUUAAACUUGGUGCUCGACGUGAAGCCAAAUGUGAUGAUGAAAUGGAAGAGGGCGACGGAUGGGAGACCGAUUCAACCGCCUCGUCUGUACCCACCGAAGAGCUUGGGCGGGUCUAUGUGGAUGAACAGCGGGAAGAGGUCAAGCGUCGACUACGGCAGAAUAAGCAUCACAGCUCCACGACAAGCAGUCGUCACCGCGAGACAGACGGCUUCCAUAGUCACGCACAUCAUGGUCCCACCGCAGUCUACUAUGAUGACUUCGAAUUACAUCUCCCCUCUGGCCGAACUGCUGGUCACAGAUCCCUGAAUAGGAUAUGGCGCCAAAAUUUACGUAACUACCCAACGCCAGAGGAGCGUCAGCAUCGACUACUUACCGAGAGCAAUAAUGACGAACGUGAAUUACGACCAAGUGAGGCUGCCCGUGAACGUGAACGUGGCAGGGCUCACGAGCUCAUUCUAAGAAAUGAAGCUCUCGGUGUAGCUGGGCUCGAUGACGCUGCAAAGAAGCAGUUGAAAAACCAGGAGAUCAAGGAAAAGAAACGAGCGGAUAGGGAACAGAAAAAAUUCCAGGCAAGAAUAAAUGAAAGAGCCAACCAGCAGAAGCACUUUAGGGACCCGUUGCUGCAGUAAAGGGCUCGCAAAUAAGUUUGAGAGCGAUAGAUGCGUUGGCCGGCUACAUUAUCAGCCAGGUCUGCAAAGCGUUGAUUUAUCCUUCUGUUAGUGGUAAUGCCAAGGCAAGAAUGGUAGACUGAAACACGAAAAGCAUCGCUUAUUUAUAGCUCUCUUCAGUCAUAGUUCUAGGGCAAUGAUUGUGCAAAUUUACACGAUUCAACGUGAAUCAGCUGCUCG
Messenger RNA from Verruconis gallopava, 2193 nucleotides. RefSeq lists its product as uncharacterized. Gene Ontology annotation, cellular component: preribosome, large subunit precursor. Gene Ontology annotation, biological process: ribosomal large subunit biogenesis. The record is from RefSeq and is a predicted model, not a curated record. The transcript has a single exon. The coding region runs from base 358 to 1974 and encodes 538 amino acids. Gene Ontology annotation, molecular function: nucleic acid binding; zinc ion binding. Lineage: Eukaryota; Fungi; Ascomycota; Dothideomycetes; Venturiales; Sympoventuriaceae.